Molecule: messenger RNA, 723 nt
Organism: Anthostomella pinea
Lineage: Eukaryota; Fungi; Ascomycota; Sordariomycetes; Xylariales; Xylariaceae
Source: the annotation of a GenBank genome assembly
AUGCCGCUCCCUGCGAUAUCACUAGCCCAAGGCUCUCUCGCAGCCACCAUACUGCUGGCCGCCGUCGGGACCUACAUCGGCGCCACCCCUCCCAACCCCGACGCGGAAGCCACCCACACCAUCCCGGCGUCCGGCGACACGGUCCGGUCGCUGCUCAUCACCAACAAACGCAGCAUCCGGCUUACUCUGAUGGCCCCGCUCGGCCUGUUUUCCCUGCACACUGUGACCCUGGCCCUCCUGCACCCCAACAUCCCUCCGUCCAUCCUGGGGUACGGCGCACAGAACGGGCUCAACCCCGACCGCAUCACUUGGUCUGCAGCCACGGCCGUCCCGCUGGCGCUCAUCCUGUGCGCCGGCGUGCCGCUGCGCAUGGUUGCGUACGCCUCGCUGGGCACCAAUUUCACCUUUGCGCUGAAAGAGCCUGACCGGCUCACCACCACGGGCAUCUACCGCUACGUGCAGCACCCGAGCUACACAGGGUUGGUCAUCCUCGUGAUCUCCAAUGUCGCCCUGCUGGGGAGGAUGGACGGGGCCAUCAGCUGCAUCGUACCGCCGGGGUGGCGCGACGAUUUGGCCGCGCUUCAGUGGGCGGUAUUUCCCGGGUUUCUAUUCAUGGUGUGGAAGCGGACGAUGCAGGAGGAGAGUAUGAUGAGGGCGCGGUUCGGGGCCGAGUGGGAGGGAUGGCAUGCUAGGACAGCACGGUAUAUUCCAUGGGUCUUUUGA